CUAAUGUUUAUUUACAUUGCUUGUUUUGAACAUCUGUGAUAAGGAAUGUUCAGUCUAUAAUGUCUGAUUUAUACAAAAAUAGGAUCCUAAAUCCAAAAAGUUAAAAUUUCCGCAUCGGCAUUACGAACCUCAGAACAUUUAGGAAUCCUCAAGGGUAUCAUAAUUCCUGAACACGAUGUACGGUUGUCCACAUUGUUUCAAAAUAAUUCGCACCAAAAAAGCCUUCGAAAGGCAUUUGGAGGAUUGCAAGAAAAGGAAUUACUCGUGCGAGUUGUGUGAUUUGAAAUUCAAUGAACCAGAGUUGUUGGAAAUCCACAAGAAGAGCCACGAAAAGAGCGACCAAGAUAUUCCAAAGUAUGAAAUAAUAGAAACUGUGGAUGACGAAGACGAUGACAGCGAUUUUGAUACGGACAUAGCAGUAGAAGAACCAAGCACAGGAUCGGCGUUUUGUGAAGAUCCGGACACGAAACCCGAGAACGAGGUGAUCUGUGAUGAUAGUCGCGCCCUUGCAGGUCCAAGUGAUAUUACUAUUAAGAUGGAGUUUUCUGCAGAGGAAACAAAGUUACAGAAUCUACCGGAUAAGCAGAUCGUUGCUUGCACUUCUUCUCAUAAUAGUGUUGUUGAGCAGUUAUCAAAUCACGAAAACAGCAGUCUUCAUCAAGAUGCCCCAAUACUGGAGGCAUCAACCCAUGCUACUAGUUUGCGAUCAAAGCUCAGGCUUGCUGGAAUCUCCUCUAAUAUAGAAUCUGAAACUGACACUUCCGAUGAGACAAACACCGUAAAAGCUGAAGCUGCAGACGAAUCUUGUGGUUCUGAAAAUGUUGAACGGAGCAUCAAUGAUCAGGACUCUCAGCCAUCGGACGAUGAACACAGUUCAUCAAACGUGGAGAAAACUGCUAAAGAGGAUGCGGAUGUGAACGAUCCUGAUGAGCCAUAUGAAUGUGACCUAUCCUUCCAAAAGAAAAAUUCAAGGAAGCACCAUAAGAAAGUAGUUCAUGACAAAGCUCUAUACGAAUGUGCGCAUUGUGCAAAGAAGUUCCGUUACAAAUGCCGAUUGCUGCCGCAUUUGAAAACUCAUUUCGACACGCUGUACGUUCCGAAAAAGAAGGAUGAUAGCUCAACACCCAGGGUAGCUUCCAAGGUCAAAGACCAAUGCCCCUAUUGCUAUAGCACAUUUUGGAAAGGUAAAAUCUACAACAAACAUAUCUAUCAUUGCGGUCCGAGAGAUUGUGACAUUUGCCAUCGAAAAUUCGACAGAUAUCAUCAGCUCACCUAUCACGUGAAAAAAUUCCACAGAGAAAUGCGGCUUCGCUGUCCAACGUGUCCUAAGAUAUAUAUUGACAAGCGCGAUUUCAACCUGCAUGCAGCUUGUUGUGCAAAGCGCAAAUUCAGAUGUGACAUUUGCAGUUUAAAAUUUAAGCGAAAAUUUACUAUGGAGUGUCAUAAAUCUCUAACGCAUAAUCGCGUUAUCAAGCCCGACAAGCCUUUUGGAAUUCUGUUGGAAGAUACCAACAUUAAUAUCAAAACUGAACUUGUGCUGGAGGGAACAACACUACAGCCUCAGGACGUUGAGCUGAGGUAUCCGCCGCGCAUAAUGAACGGUCCAAGGACACGAUUUCCCUGUCCAAUCUGUAAAAAAGAGUAUGCUACUAAGUCAGGAAUGCACUACCAUAAGCGAGUUCAUUACGUCCCUCGUUUCAAAUGUCCAGAGUGCGGCAAAUGGUUCCAUUUCAAAAGUACAUUGUUGAAACAUAUGAGAGUUCAUUCCGAAACCUCCAGAGAGCAUCGCAAAUCAAGUGCAAACAAGCCGCAAAAAUGCCCCAUUUGUGAAGUCGUGCGUUCCGGCAGAAGAAGUCUGAGGGAUCAUAUUAGAGAUGCGCAUACGGAACACCGCUUCAAAUGUACUGUUUGUCCGAAAGCGUUUCACCGUCGAGCUUCGUUUUUACUUCAUUCAAGGAAUCACGAAAGGCUGUCGAAGGAGCUUGCGGCUGUAGAUACGAAAAAAUUGAAACUGUGCAAGGUGUGCAGCCUACCGUUUCCUAACAUUAAAAGGCGACAACAUCAUAUGAUAACAAAGCAUCGCGACCCGCAAUUCAAGUGUUCAAAGUGUGAAAAGCAGUUCUACUAUACAACUACGCUGAAAAGACACGAACUGCUGCACCUGAAAAAGGAGAUGGGCAAUUUGCCUCAAGAGAAAAAAACCAAAAGACCACCGCGAGACCCACUGGCAACGAAGACGUGCCAGGAAUGUAAAGCUGUAUUUCCGUCGUACAGAACAAAGUAUCAUCAUAUGAUAACAGAACACACCGAACCGAAGUACGCGUGCAAAUACUGUUCGAAAAGGUUCCAUUUUUCAGCUUGUAUUACGCGCCAUCUAAAAAUACACGAAGGACCGAAAGCAAAUCAGAAGUGUAGCAUUUGUUCGGAGCAGUUUGACCGCGAAGAGGACAAGUGGCAACAUAUGCGGAAAGUGCAUGGAACUGCACAAUAUCGGUGCAAUGAAUGUUCGGAAACGUUCAUGAAUUUUCCCCAAAUGAAACGUCACCUUCAAAACCGUCACGGUAAGGAUUGGACUAAUCGAAGAUAUACAGUAAUUGAACGGCGUCACAGGAAAUCUGUGCCCAACGCACGCAGCCCAUCAGCAAAUCCCUCGGAACCGAAAGACAACGGCGCACAAUCAAGUGAUUACGAAAUGGACUACGCGUCAUCACGCGGUGAAGAUUCGGAAACAGCCAGGGCAACGAAUACGCAAGGAAUUGUCAACACAUGUAAGGAUUGUGGUGAGCAGUUUGCCAGUAGCAAAGAAAGUUACUACCACACGCUGAAGAAACAUCGAGAUUCUCUGUUCAAGUGUUCACAAUGUCCGAGUGCGUUCAUUGCUCUGCAAAAUCUUGCCCGUCACGAACAAGAAGCCCAUAGGAUCGUUUUGUCGAAGCGCGUGGUGGAGAAGACAUGCUCGAAGUGUAGACUUCAGUUUCCCAAUAAAUCGAUGAAGUUCAAGCACAUGGUGGCCGUACACGGGGCAACAUUGUUUCAAUGUCCUCAAUGUCCGAAAGUAUUCAUUUACAAGCAUACCCUUAUACGUCACCAGGAAACUGCGCACAUCCAACAGAAGCAGAAUCUUCCAAGGCUCACGAGUUCAACGCUGAGCUCUGGAAUAGAUAAACCAGACAUCAAGACAGUGAUAUACGAAAAAAGAUCGGUAGAAAACAACCCAAGUAUUGAUGAGAACACAAUGGAAAUCAGAAUUGGCGAACUUGAGAUUAUCGAAACCGUUGUAGAAGACACCGAAAUGGCCGGGAACAAGACUGAUGAAAGCACAAUGGGAAUUGAAACUGAAGAUGUUUCGAACACCAUAGGGUGGUCACAAACUCGGAUGGACAUACGAAACGGUAACACCUGCUUGUGUUGUGAGCUUCAGUUUACCACAAGUCUGGAAGCCUAUAAUCACAUGAUUGAGCAACAUCGGGAAAUCCUGAUUAUGUGUUCACAAUGUCAGAACUUGUUCGUUGAUAAAGAAAGUUUUCAAAUACACGAGCUAAUCCAUCACAAACCAUCGAAGCCUGUACUGGAACGGACAUGUAACAUAUGUGGGCUUAUGUUUUCAACCAGAAGUGAUAAGUAUUACCACAUGGUGUCUCAACACAUGGAGUCAUUGUUUAGGUGUUCGUUUUGUCCGAAAUUUUUAGUUUCCGAUAAUCAACGGAUACGUCACGAACGGGUAAUGCACAGCGAACCACACAUAAAUACCACAAAUGUUAAGCCGUCGCCAUCAUCGUUCCCUUGUUCAUAUUGCCCGAGAGUGUUCUCCUUCUACCAAAAUCUUUGGCGCCAUGAAAAAACGAUACACAGUACUGAAUCAGCACCGCCAACAACUGCGCGGAUAUGCACGAUAUGUGUUAUUCAAUUCAAAACCCAGGGGGAAAAGUUCAAACAUGUGGUGGAAAACCAUAGAGACACAAUGUUCGAAUGUACAACAUGCUCGAAACUGUUUAUUCACAAAGCAAGUGUUACACGUCACGAGAAAACAGUGCAUGGUUAUACGGAAGAAAGCCGUCCGAAACUCACAGACCCAACGAUGUGCUCUGGAGAUACUGAAGCAGUUGUAUAUGAAAUUGAUGAGCUAUCAGCGGAAGAAUCGGAAGUUCAUGGAGGUGAAACACACGAAUAUGCAACUGGUGAACUAGAACCUGGUGAGUUAGAACCUGGUGAACUGGAACCUGGUGAAAUAGCAAGAAUAGAAAAUGAAGAAGAGAUCGACGAUCAUAGGACUAACGAAGUUAAUGAAAACAAACUACAAGAACGUGUGAGCAAGGAAAACAAAGCUUAUGGUGUUGGUAUGAAGAAGCUAGACAUUGGUAUGCAUAUACAGGGACAAAUAGCAAGACUAUUGUUGGAAAGUGAGGCUGCAAAAAGCAAGACUGAUGAAACCAAAACUGAUGAAAUUGAGAUAUCGAACACGAACCAAAUUUAUGAAAUCAUUGAUGAUGACAGCAUGGAAAUCGAAACCGAAGAAAUUGAGAUUUUGGACACUACAGUUUCAACGCAAACGCAACAGAAAAAGCCAUCGUCGUUUCAGUGUGGUCAUUGUCCAAGAGCGUUUUCCUUCGCAUGUAACCUUAAGCGUCAUGUAAAAACCAUACACGGCGUACCAGGAAUGCUUCAGGAACCUAUCGUCGAACUUCCAACACCAACUGCUGGUGAACCGAUUGCCAUAAAUUCGAAGACAUGUUCGAAAUGCGGGCUUCAGUUCGAAAAAAGAAAGGACAAGUUAAAACACAUGAUGGAAGAACACGGAGCAACUUUGUUUAAAUGUUCCUAUUGCCCAAAACAAUUCAUCUUCAAACAAAGUGUUACUCGUCACGAGCGUACUGCACAUAGUCAAGAGGUGGAAACUCUUCCGAAAUCCACAAAUUCAACGGUGUACCCUGGAGAAGACAAUACAGAAGUUGAAUCUGCUGUAAACGCUGAGAAACAAGAUGAGGAAAAUCAACGUUAUGGAAAUGUAACUAAUGAACUGGCGCUUACGUUAACAAGUACAGAAGGGAAUGCCAGUGGAAUAAGAACUGAUGAAAAUACAAUCAAUUACAUUGAUUUCGAUGAAAACAAACUAAUACAACAUACUAUGGAAGAAAAUCAAGUUGAUGACGUGAAUAGUGAUGAAAAUAAUCUUGACGCUGGAAUUUAUGAAAUUGAGAUUUUUGACGUCCCAUCCGCGGAAAAUAUGAAGAUAGAAAGUAUAACUGAUGCAGCCGAAACUGAUGAACACAGGAUGGAUUAUAACACUGAUCAUGUUGAGAUGUUGGACAUUGUGAAAGAAUUAACAGCCGAUGAAACCAAGGCUGAUGAGUACAUGAUGGAAUAUAACACCGCUGAAGUUGGGUUGUCGGAUACCAUAAACGAAGAAGAUGUGACGGGAAAAAUCGCAUUUGAUGAAAUGGAAAUCAAAACAGAAGGAAUUGAAAUUUCGGACGCCAUAGUUUCAAUGACAACAAUGGUGAUAGCCCAUUCAGAUUCGAAGUUGGUGGAGGAAGUCAUACAGACUGAGGCAAAUACAGCUGCUGGAAAUGUUGCUGAUGAAGGCAAAACUGACGAAAAUGGAGUUGAUAGAAACGAGGCAGAUGAUAACGCAUUUUUCGAAGAGAUUGAUAUUGAUUACGACGUAGCGGAAGGAAAUGAAAUCACAAACGCCCAAGCUACAUCGGAAUUGAAGCGAGAAAAGCUGUUCAAAUGUCCGCUGUGUGCGUGUCCGUUCGUUCGAGAGCAAAAUCUUCUAAAACACAAAUGCAAAAAGGUCAAGGAUGGCACGCGCAAAUACGAAUGUUCCAAGUGUCCUGAGGUAUUCAACUCCAAGCUCAAAUUUAUGAACCAUCUGAACACUCACUAUACGUUUACGGAUAAGUCGCCCUGUGACAAAUGUGGUAAAACUUUCCAUAGAGCAUGCCAAAAGAAUUACCAUAUGGUGCAUGUCCAUUCCGAGCCAAAUUUCAAAUGUUCCAUCUGUUCGAAGAAGUUUUUCUAUGCAUAUCACAUGGAGCUUCAUAUGACCAUUCAUCAGCCGCCAAUUGGAACGGAUAGUGCCACAGAAAACGAAACAGUUGAAAACGAAGCUGCAAAUAGUAUUGAUGAUGGCAGCACGACAGAUGAGUAUGAAACGGAUGAAAGCGAAAGUGGGCAAGAGAAUGACGAUGAGGGGAAUGAAAUCAUAGAAAUUGGAGACGACGGAACUGAUGAAGCAGAUGAAAAUGAAAACGAUAAAAGCGAAUCCAGACAGAAUGAAAAUGAUAUUAUAGAAAUUGAAGAUGAUGAAUCGGAUACAGAUGAAGUUGUGGCCGUGCAAAGUAAGGAAAAUGAUGUUAUAGAAAUUGGUUCGGAUGACGAAAAUGAAUCGGAUAAAACUAAGGAUAGCUGCAAAACCCAGGAAAACGACAAUGUUGGAUCGCAAGCUCCGUACACCAAACAAAUCGUUCACGCCUGUUCGGGUUGUGGGCUUCAGUUUGCCACUAGUAGAGAAAACUAUUAUCACAUGCUGGAAAAUCACCGGGAGUCCCUAUUCAAAUGUUCACACUGUCCGAGCGCGUUCAUUCGGAAACAAAGUCUUCUACGGCACGAACAAACUCACAAGCAACACCAACCGACCAGUAGUAGUAGAAUAGGAACAAAUGACGCGACGACUACGAUGUUCAAGUGUUCCAGUUGUCCCAAAACGUUCGAUUCCAAAGAAGCCUUCGUAGACCACGAAAAAAGUCACCGGGAAGUGGGAGAGAUAGUGAGCACGGAAAACCAGCUUUCGGAAUCAGAUGAUUCUGAAACGUUUCCGUGUUCAAAAUGUGACCUGGAAUUUGCUAAUCAUAGAAGGAGACAUUAUCAUGAAGUAACAGCACAUAGUGAUCCGUCAUUUAAAUGUAAGUUGUGCUCCAAAGAGUUUCAUUUUAAAACAUGUUAUACUCGUCAUCAACUAACUCACCAGCGAUAGCAAGAAAGAAAACAGUUGAUUGAUGGAAUCAUCGUAAUAUCGUAAUGUUCACCCAGAAACAAUCUCUCUAAUAACAAUAUUCACGCUGACCUUGACCUGUUCAUUGUCCAGGAAAUCUCAAAUGAGUAAGAGGACUAGGGUAAAAUCGUCGUAAGAGAUAAUUUAGGUAUUUGACUACUGUCAGUGUCAGGUACAUUGAUAUUUUUGAUAAUUUAUAACGGCUGCCAAUUAUUCCCAGAAUUAUCAUAUUAUUCUUUGGAUUUCUAGAAGUAGAAGAAACAACUUUGGGAAAGUAUGAUGCAUUUUGUAGCCGAAAUACAAAUCUUUCAAUAUUUA
Molecule: messenger RNA, 7312 nt
Organism: Aedes albopictus (Asian tiger mosquito)
Lineage: Eukaryota; Metazoa; Arthropoda; Insecta; Diptera; Culicidae
Exons: 44
Coding region: 176-6976 (2266 amino acids)
Biological process (GO): regulation of transcription by RNA polymerase II
Cellular component (GO): chromosome; nucleus
Molecular function (GO): RNA polymerase II cis-regulatory region sequence-specific DNA binding; DNA-binding transcription activator activity, RNA polymerase II-specific; chromatin insulator sequence binding
Source: RefSeq, a predicted model, not a curated record